CCAACUGUGGAAGCGUUGCUGCAACCGUUAUUAUCAAUAAACGAACUGAAUAUAACAAAUUGCAACCAUUUUGCGUAAUCCUCUGCGUAAUACAUUUCCACCCCCUAAAAAAAAUCGCGCAUCAAGUUCGGACGUUUUCGUCGAGUGCGGUCACUGACUGGGUUGCGGUCACAAGAUGCGAAGACGGAGCGCCGACGUCUGAAGGUGAAAUGAACCUCUGGAUGAUCAAGAACAGGAGUACUUUGAUCAAGAAGUGGAGAUAGCAACUUAAAAACCAUCAGGGCUUUAUAAAACCACCGUCCGUACUAUAGCUUAGUUUUAUUCACGCAAUCUAGUUAUUGACUAAUUAUUUAAUUUGAACAAUAACAAAAAAUUGUCCCCGACGGGUAGACAGAGAACGUAACAAUGGCACAUUUAAUCCGAAGCAAAUUUCAAAAUAAACUGUCAAAUGCGGCCACCUCCGUGUCGAAUAAAUCCACGGCGAAGGUGAGCGGCAUGAUGGCCAGGAUGGGCUUCCAGGCCGCCACAGACGAGGAGGGACUGGGCUUCGCCGCAUGCGAUGAUUUGGAUUACGACCACCGGCAAGGACUGCAGAUGGACAUCAUGAAAUCGGAUGAAAUGGGUGGUGGUGACACUGGAGAGGGGAGCGGAGAGGGUGGGAUGGGUGGAGGAGAAGAUGGAAUGGCGGCUGGGGACAGCCACUACCAGAGAGAUGGCACCGGCCCUCCGCUCUCCGCUUCUAAAGCCUCAGGUCUGGGAGAAGAAGAAAAAUCACCGAAAAUCACCGCGUGGGAAGCUGGCUGGAAUGUCACGAAUGCAAUCCAGGGGAUGUUCGUUCUGGGUUUACCAUACGCCAUUCUCCACGGGGGAUACCUCGGACUGUUUCUCAUUAUUUUCGCCGCCGUGGUGUGUUGCUACACGGGGAAAAUCCUCAUCGCCUGCCUGUACGAGGAGGACGAAGACGGUCAGCUGGUGCGUGUAAGGGACUCAUACGUGGACAUUGCAAACGCCUGUUGUCAACCGAGGUUUCCAUCUUUAGGUGGCCAUAUCGUGAAUGUAGCCCAAAUCAUCGAGCUGGUGAUGACGUGCAUCCUGUACGUGGUUGUGAGCGGAAACCUAAUGUACAACAGCUUUCCCACCCUCCCCAUCUCACAGAAGUCCUGGGCCAUCAUGGCCACCGCCGCCUUGCUGCCCUGCGCCUUCCUGAAGAACCUGAAGUCCGUGUCAAAGUUCAGUUUGCUGUGCACUAUCGCGCACUUCGUCAUCAACAUCCUGGUAAUUGCCUACUGCCUCUCUAGAGCGCGCGACUGGGCCUGGGACAAAGUCAAAUUCUACAUCGAUGUGAAGAAGUUCCCCAUUUCUAUUGGAAUCAUCGUGUUCAGUUACACGUCUCAGAUUUUCCUUCCGUCACUCGAGGGGAACAUGGUGAAACCAAGCGAGUUCCACUGUAUGAUGAACUGGACCCACAUCGCUGCAUGCGUCCUCAAAGGCUUGUUCGCCCUUCUGGCUUACCUGACCUGGGCGGAUGCCACCAAGGAGGUCAUCACCGACAACCUGCCGUCAACCAUCAGGGCUGUUGUGAACCUUUUCUUAGUGGCCAAAGCUUUACUGUCAUACCCAUUGCCAUUCUUCGCCGCGGUUGAAGUAUUGGAGAAAUCAUUUUUCUGUGAACGAGAACGCACAUGGUUCCCAGAUUGCUAUGGAGGCGAUGGAAGGCUGAAAGCCUGGGGCCUCACUCUCAGAUGCACCCUUGUGGUGUUCACGUUGCUCAUGGCCAUUUAUGUACCGCAUUUUGCUCUUCUCAUGGGUCUGACCGGCAGCCUGACGGGCGCGGGGCUUUGCUUUCUGCUCCCCAGCCUCUUCCACCUCAAGCUACUAUGGAGAAAGCUUCUAUGGCACCACGUGUUCUUUGAUGUCGCUAUAUUUGUAAUAGGGGGCAUAUGCGCCAUCUCUGGUUUCAUCCACUCAAUGGAGGGACUAGUAGAAGCUUACAAGUAUGGCAUAGAAGAUUAGCCAAGCCACUGUCUGCUGGAUAUCGAUGUUUUUGCACAUCCCCUUAUAGUGUAUAACUGAAAUCCCCACUGAGCGCAGUCAGUGCAUCCCUGCUUACAGAAUUCAUGCGAAAUAAAUGCGUGCACCGAAAUGCAGUGCAAAAGCACUCAUUACACACACACACACAGUGGGACAGAGUCUAAAUAUGAUAUGGACAAUUCAACUUGUAAUGUAUAAAUAUGAGAACAACAUGCAUAUCCAUAUUUUUCAGUGGAGUGAAGGUUUACAAUAGUUCAAUCGACCUAAACAAAAUUGCAAAAUGGGACACGUUUCUUCAUCUCUCUGUGGUGUUUUCCCAUCUUGAGAGACAUUUAAUUUGAAAUGCAAGUAUGUGGUUUUGGACGACAAUUUGACGGCAUCGUGACUAAAUGGUAUAAACAAAGUUGUGUGUUUGAUAUGAUGGCACUUUCUUCUACAUGAUUUUCAAUGUUUCAGUGGGCAGUGAAUGUGAUUAUUAAUUAACACAUUGACAUACAAUAAUGUGGACCUAUUAUGAUGGGAACUACUAAAAUGGCAAUACAUUAUGGGCUAUCAGCAAGACAACGUAAAUAUAAUACAUAUCGUGAAUGAUGAAACAGUGUGUUAAUGAAUACUAGGAAUAUCCCAAAUAUCUUUGAGAUUUAUUUAGAAGUCAUUUGUAUUCUCUCCAAGCGCUAUUUCGAAACAGCAUUAGCUACAUUGAAUGUAUAAUAUUCAGACAAAAGAAAAGUGUUCAGGAAUUAGGACGCGGAAAAGAAAACGUUCACAACCUGAGUAAGGAAAGACGUGUUUUGGAAAUUUGAAUAAACAUUUAAACACAUGGUUAGGCCUAAACACAUAUCGCACAGGUUAUGAAAUUGGGAAGAAAAAAAGACGGAAAAUGCCUGUGAAGUAAUAGGCUGUGUCAUUAUCGUUUGAAGAAGGUCCCACAAGUCCGUCACUUGACCGAUAUUCGCCACAUGAUUAAGAUCACCAUGGAAUUCGGUCACUGUAAAUUCGAAUUUAUCCCCUAAUGUUUCAUAUUAUAAUGCAUUUUACUUGUAAACUAUACCUGCGAGAUUAAUUGAAAUGAUUCGAUGUCCGGAAUUAAGUGUCUGAAUCAUACACAUAUGAAGAGAUCAUGAAAAUAAGAAAAUGUGCAUAAAGACAUUUUUCAUUCUGCACAAUCCAACGGUCCUGUGGAAAUGUUAUAAAACCGUAUGUGUAGUGUAUUGUGGUUUCAAAAAGAUGGAAUGUAAAUCUCAAAUCGUGAUCAUAUAUCGUGAAAAUGAAUAUUAAAGAAUAAAGAAACACAUUAAAUUAUAUCAUAUACAUUUGUGUGGUGGGUUUUAUGUGAUAAAAACGAAAAACCGUGAGAACAUGUACACUGAACAAAAAUAUAAAUGCAACAUGUCAAGUGUUGGUCCCAUGUGAGCUGAAAUAAAAGAUCCCAGAAAGUUGACAUACAAAGAAAAAGCUUAUUUGCACAAAUGUGUUUACAUCCCAGAUAGUGAGCAUUUCUCCUUUGCCAAGAUAAUCUAUUCACCUGGCAGGUGUGGCAUUUCAAGAUUAAAGCUGAUUAAACAAAAUUAUCAUUGUACCUUGUGCUGGGGACAAUAAAUGGCCACUCUAAAAUUAGCAGUUUUGUCACACAAUGCAAUGCCACAGCUAUGGGGAGCA
Oncorhynchus nerka (sockeye salmon) is the source of this 3690-nucleotide messenger RNA. Its product is annotated as vesicular inhibitory amino acid transporter-like. Gene Ontology annotation, biological process: amino acid transmembrane transport. Lineage: Eukaryota; Metazoa; Chordata; Actinopteri; Salmoniformes; Salmonidae. Gene Ontology annotation, cellular component: vacuolar membrane. The coding region runs from base 406 to 2013 and encodes 535 amino acids. The transcript is spliced from 2 exons. Gene Ontology annotation, molecular function: L-amino acid transmembrane transporter activity. The record is from RefSeq and is a predicted model, not a curated record.